Molecule: messenger RNA, 1052 nt
Organism: Acanthisitta chloris (rifleman)
Lineage: Eukaryota; Metazoa; Chordata; Aves; Passeriformes; Acanthisittidae
Gene: IMPACT
Product: impact RWD domain protein
Exons: 10
Biological process (GO): regulation of translational initiation
Cellular component (GO): cytoplasm
Molecular function (GO): protein binding
Source: RefSeq, a predicted model, not a curated record
AUUGAUGAAAUUGAAGCGCUUUCAUCCAUCUAUGGUGAAGAUUGGUGUGUUAUUGAUGAGGAUGAAAAGAUCUACUGCAUUAAGAUUAGUGAUUGUCUGGAUCAACCAAAAUGGACCCUCUGUCUGCAGGUGAUUUUGCCACCAGGAUAUCCAACUGCAGAGCCACCUAUUUAUCAGCUAAAUGCCCCUUGGCUUCGAGGACAAGAUUAUACAGACCUAGCAAAUAGCUUGGAAGAAAUAUAUGUGCAGAACCUUGGUGAAAGCAUACUAUACUUAUGGGUGGAGAAGAUACGAGAAGUUCUGGUAGACAAGGCACAGUCUUCAGAUCCAGAACCAGAUAUUAAGAAAACCACUGAAGAAGCUGAUGAAGAUGAUGGAGAUGAUUUUCUCCUAGACUAUCAGGCCAUUCAGGAAGAUACAAUUAAAAUGUUAAAUUGCAUGACAUCUGAAAGUCAGGAAGAUGAAGAACUGCCAUCCAUCCAUCAUGGAAACCCAAUCACAGAUCGAAGGAGUACUUUCCAGGCACAUCUGGCUCCAGUGGUGACAACCAGACAAGUGAAAAGAGUUCUUGAAAAGUUAUACGAGAACAAGAAAAUUGCGAGUGCUACCCACAACAUAUAUGCAUACAGAAUAUACUGUGAAGAUAAACAGACAUUCCUACAGGAUUGUGAAGAUGAUGGAGAAACAGCAGCAGGUGGACGUCUUCUUCAUCUUAUGCAGAUUUUGAAUGUCCACAACGUGUUAGUUGUGGUGUCACGCUGGUACGGAGGUAUUCUCUUAGGACCAGAUCGUUUCAAACAUAUAAACAACUGUGCAAGAAAUGUGCUUGUGGAAUAUGACUACGUACCUUCAGUGGAAGACUCAUCUAAACAAGCAGGAAAGAGCAAAAAGACAAGGAAGGACAAGAAGAGAACAGAACACUAAUUUAUUUUUUUAAAACUUUAAAAGAUCAUUUUGCACAUAUUUAUACAAAGAAAACCUGGACCUUAUUGCCUUAUAUAACAGACAUGUUGUAUUCAGAAGAGAAUUUAGUAAAGCUAUAGAUACAUUUU